ACGCGAGGGUUUGCCGAUCAAGGUCGCGGUAAUGGCUUCCUCCUAGGCAGGACUUACUUUGUUUAUAUCGCCGCUGGGACCCAAGCAGUCGUGUUUAAGCGUGCUUAUAGUGCUUUUUACUAUACAUCUGCACAUUUUGGGAAGCAUAUUUGGACUGGGACAGUAUCCUAUUUAGUCGCCUAUUGGGCUGAGCUGUGUUGACUGAAUGACGGGAUAGCUUGUAGUACCGUAAAAGGAUGAACUCCAUCGCCGGUCGGGAUCUCUCGGUGUCCGCGGGAUCUGUCAGCGGCAACCCCGGAGCGACAUCUUCCAGAGUCCUGCAUGUGGAGCUCACAUCACAACAGAGGCGUUUGCGUCACUUGCGGAGCAUAGCAGCCCGUAACAUUGUGAACAAGAAUGGCUCUCCUCUGCUUGACACUUACUUCACCCUCCACCUCUGCCAGGAUGAUCAGAUAUCACGAGAUUUUUACAAGAGUGAAGUCAUCCGAGACUCAUUGAAUCCAACAUGGCGGAGCUUAGAUUUUGCCAUGCUGCCAGACCUCCUGGACACGUCGGUUUCUUGUUUUGUGGUGAGAAUAUGGGGUGGGAGAGAAGAACACUACCAACUGCUUAUUGAGUGGAAAGUCAACCUAGAUGGUCUCCGAUUCACAGGACAGCAGAUUCGCUCCAGAAAUCCGAAUGAGAUCAUCUUUGGACUGAACGAUGGCUACUAUGCAGCUGAGUUCGAUCAGAAGGAGAGUUCAGACCGGAGGAAGAACAGUUUGCUUCAGGUGGACCAGAGCUCUGUCAGAAACUCCUACAGUGUUUUCUCUUUGCUGAGGCUGCGCAUGGCCCAGAGAGCCAUCAAGCAGACUCAGGUGACUGUUCAGAAGAUUGGGAAGGAAAUUGAAGAGAAACUGAGGACAACAGCGUCCUGCACGGAAAAGAAGAAGGAAAGGGAGUGCAUGCAGCUGCGCAUUGGGAUUCUGAGGUGUGAGUUGGAGAGACAGAAGAAGGCACUGACGAGAGAAAUGGACGUGAUGCAGAAAGAGAGAGCACAGCUUAUUAAGAAAGAAGAGGCGUCAUCCACCAAACAGCAGGAUCUGGAGUCUGAACGCACCACUUUGACCGACCUGCAGAAGGAAUGCACCGCCAAAAGAGAGCUGUUUCUAAAGUCUAAAGCCCAGCUCACCUUCCGCUGCCGGCAGCUCAUAUCAGAGCUUUCCUACAUUUAUCCCAUUGAUGUGAACAAUCAGAACGAUUAUGUGAUUUGUGGCGUCAAAUUGCCCAAUUCUGAAGACUUUCAAGCAAAGGAUGAUGGGAGUAUUGCAGUGGCUCUUGGCUACACGGCACACCUGGUGUUGAUGAUUUCAUGCUUCCUGCAGAUUCCGCUCAGGUAUCCAGUCAUCCACAAGGGUUCCCGCUCCACUAUUAAAGACACCAUCACUGACAAACUCACAGAGAAGGAGAGAGAGUUCCCUCUUUACCCCAGAGGAGAGCGCUUCCAGUUUGAAUAUGGUGUCUAUUUGCUCAACAAGAACAUCGCCCAGUUGAGGUAUCAGCAUGGACUCUCCACACCGGACCUGCGGCAGACUUUACCCAACUUGAAGAACUUCCUAGAGCAUGGGCUGCUCGUACGAUGCGACAGGCACCAUGCCUCCAUGUCCAUCCCCGUCCCUCUGAAGUCUCAUCUCAGCGUUUCCACCGCAUCCGAAGUGGGAUUUCCGGCUCUCUCCAGUUCUCCUGAACAGGAUGUCCGGAGGCGGGCUGCUUCAGAUGCGGAUAAACAGAAAUGCCGAACACCUCCGCCUAGUUACAACACCGCCAUGGCUCAACCUGAUCCCAUGACCACUCCGGAGCUUCAGUCAGAGCCAUCUGUUGAGGUAUUGGAAGUAGGUAAGGCUGUGGAAACACUUGAGGAUGGAGAAACUGUGUCAGAGGAACAUCCAGAGAAACCUUUGGAUGUUCCUACUGAUAUAGUUAGUACAUUACCAUCCGACUCCAUCCCUCAGCACCCAGGGGCGAUGAAUGGUUCUGCUGUGCCCACCAGUGGGGGUGUGGGAUUGGGCGUUGCGAGUGGAGGAGAGGUAUGCUGCUCAGUGGAGCAAGCGGAGGAGAUUAUGGGCACUGAAGCUACAGGAUUGGGAUUGGGGUUGGGAGGUGGCGCCAGACUGGACGAUUACCCCUGCAUCCCAGUGGAGCACGCAGUAGCGGUUGAGUGUGAUGAACAGGUUUUGGGAGAGUUUGACGCCGCUGGGAUUGAAGAGGUCUCACGGCGCAUCUAUGCACUAGAAAACAUGUCGAGCUUUCGACGACCACGGAAGAACUCGGAAAAGUGAUGUGGAUGUAGAGCGCGGAGCAACUGGUUGAGCUGCAGGAUAUUUCACCUCAACCACAAGUAUAGAUAUUGCAUAAAGAAAUAUAUGAUUAAUGUUGUUAUAAUUAUUAACGUUAUUAGGAAAAAUCCAGAUUAUUGACCAAUUUGCACUUCUCAAAGCAUUUCUAUAAUCCUUUCAAGUCAAAUAAAGAGAAUGUUUGUGGUUAAA
This is a messenger RNA of Danio rerio (zebrafish), 2525 nucleotides long. Lineage: Eukaryota; Metazoa; Chordata; Actinopteri; Cypriniformes; Danionidae. The record is from RefSeq and is a predicted model, not a curated record.